Emys orbicularis (European pond turtle) is the source of this 1865-nucleotide messenger RNA. It is a transcript of the gene RABGGTA, whose product is annotated as Rab geranylgeranyltransferase subunit alpha. Gene Ontology annotation, biological process: protein geranylgeranylation. Gene Ontology annotation, molecular function: protein binding; zinc ion binding; Rab geranylgeranyltransferase activity. The record is from RefSeq and is a predicted model, not a curated record. The coding region runs from base 125 to 1837 and encodes 570 amino acids. The transcript has 17 exons. Gene Ontology annotation, cellular component: Rab-protein geranylgeranyltransferase complex; cytoplasm. NCBI's taxonomy places the organism in Eukaryota, Metazoa, Chordata, Testudines, Emydidae.
GGUAUUGCCCCCUGGGGGCCUCUGGGUGCAGCCCGUCCGGCCCCCGUGGCCCUCCGCAGAUCCAGUAGGUUCAGAGUCUGGACCCUGAUUUCUUGUCUCUGGGCUCCCCCACGGCUGAGUCACCAUGCCUCCUCCCCCCCAGCACGGCCGUCUGAAGGUAAAGACGACGGAGGAGCAGGCCGAGGCCAAGCGCCUGGAGCGGGAGAAGAAGCUACGUCAAUACGUAGCCGCCACGACCGCCAUCUUUGAGAAGAGGAAGACAGGACAGCUGGACAAAGAGGCGCUGGAGCUGACCAAUCAGAUCUUGGGGGUCAACCCCGACUUCGCCACCCUCUGGAACUUCCGCCGGGAGAUCCUCCUCCGCCUGGAGCCGGAGGGGUCCCUGGAAGAGAUGCAGUCGCUGUGCCGCGGGGAGCUCUCGUUCCUGGAGUCCUGCCUGCGGGUGAACCCCAAGUCGUACGGGACGUGGCACCACCGCUGCUGGGUGAUGGAGCAUGUCCCCCACCCCGACUGGGCCCGCGAGCUGGAGCUGUGUGCCAAGUUCCUGGAGAUCGACGAGCGCAACUUUCACUGCUGGGAUUACCGGCGCUUUGUGGUGCAGCGCGCCCAGGUGUCGGCCGCGGACGAGCUGCACUUCACCGACCGCCUCAUCACCCGCAACUUCUCCAACUACUCGUCCUGGCACUACCGCAGCCGCCUGCUGCCCCGGCUGCACCCCGACCCCCGGCAGCCGGGCCGCCCCACCGAGGCCGUGCUGCUCAAAGAGCUGGAGCUGGUGCAAAACGCUUUCUUCACCGACCCCAACGACCAGAGCGCCUGGUUCUACCAUCGCUGGCUGCUGGGCAGAGCCGAGCCGGAGCCGACUAUCCUGUGUGUCUACGUGAGCCGAGAGGACUCCUCGCUGGCGGUGGCUUUCUCCCAGCCUGUGGUGGUGAGUACCCGAUCCUGUGACCUGCUGCUCUUCGCAGACGAGGCCCCCCUGGCGGUGAAUUGGCACACACCCAACGGGAAAAACCGCCCUGGCCUCAUGUGGCUGUGUGACCUGCCGGCCUCGGCCCUCAACGAGCACUGGCCCCAGCACACCUUCCGGGUGCACUGGGCGGGUGGGGAGUCCCAGAAGGAGUGUGUCCUCUUCAAAGGCUGCAGCGAUGGCUGGUGCCGGGACUCCGUCACCGAGGAGCAGGUGUUCAGGUGCGAGCUCUCCGUGGAGAAGUCGACUGUGCUGCAGUCGGAACUGGAGUCCUGUAAGGAGCUGCAGGCCCUGGAGCCGCAGAACAAGUGGUGUCUCCUCACCAUCAUCCUCCUCAUGCGGGCCCUGGACCCCCUGGUGUACGAACGCGAGACCCUCAGCUACUUCGACACCCUGAAGGCCGCUGACCCCAUGCGCUCCGCCUAUCUGGACGACCUGCGCAGCAGAUUCCUCGUGGAGAACAGCAUCCUGAGGAUGGAGUACGCCGAGGCCAGGGUGGUGGACCUGUCCUGCCGGGGCCUGACCGUCCUCUGCCACCUGGAGCAGCUGCCGCUCGUCACCCACCUGAACCUGGCCGGGAACCGGCUGCGCCGCCUCCCUCCCGCCCUGGCCAUGCUGCGCUGCCUCGAGGUGCUGGAGCUGGAUGGGAACCAGAUCGAGACCCUCGAGGGGCUGCCCCCCCUCCCCCGCCUGGAGGAGCUCUCAGCCUGCAGCAACCGCAUCCAGCGACCUUCUGACCUGCGACCUUUGGCCUCCUUCCCCAAGCUCCGCCUCCUGGCCCUGCGGGGGAACCCCCUGGGUGACCUCCCUGAUGCCCAAUCAGAGCUGGCCGUGCUGCUGCCCCGCGUGGAGAUCGCCCUCGCCUGAUUGGCCGGGAGCGGCUGGCCCUGCCCGU